AUGGGAGAACAGGAUGAACAAGCACUGUAUGCGGCCAGAUCUGUCACUGUUCGUCGCAAGCCUGUACCUGCACCUCCACCGCCGCAGUAUCCCGUGAAGAAAUCAAGCCUGGUGGACCGAUGGAAGAGUCUCUCACGCCGGACUCGGAUCAUCGUACUCGCUGUCGUCCUCGCCAUUGUCGCUUUGAUUGUUGGCCUCGCGGCCGGCCUCUCGACUCGAAAGAGGACGCAAAACCUCCCCUUGCCAUCCGGACAUGGCGGCCCUUACACCGGCGAUUUGACCUACUACGAACCGGCUCUCGGGGCAUGUGGUGUAACGUCUACCAACAAGGAUAAGAUUGUGGCAAUAUCGCACAUCGUGUUCGAUACAGCGAGCACCGGCAGUGAUCCAAACAGCAACCCUCUGUGUGGGAAGAAGAUCAGAGCACGCCUAGAUAACAAGAGUGUGGAUCUGACGGUGGUGGACAGAUGCACUGGUUGUCAACCAAAGGACAUCGAUGUCACCGUCAACACCUUUGCUACGCUGGCUGAUGUCGACCUUGGGAGGGUACUGGUCGAAUGGAAUUGGUUGGAAAAUAUACCUGCCGGGGCGGAGGAUUGA
Molecule: messenger RNA, 600 nt
Organism: Capronia epimyces CBS 606.96
Lineage: Eukaryota; Fungi; Ascomycota; Eurotiomycetes; Chaetothyriales; Herpotrichiellaceae
Exons: 1
Coding region: 1-600 (199 amino acids)
Source: RefSeq, a predicted model, not a curated record